UCCGGUGUACCCGGAAGAUGCCGCGGGGGUUCCUGGUGAAACGGAGCAGGAGGCCGGGGGGCUCCUAUAGGAUGCGCCCCGCAGGCGGACCCUCAGCGCUCCGCCUGGAAGAAGCGCCCCGCCUCGCAACGCCUUUGCCAGAGGCGCCGCAACAGCCCCAGCAGCUGCCUCAGCCCAACUCCCCAGUGAUGGUGAUCUGGGACGCCGGAGGCUCGGACAACGUAGUCUCCGCCGCAGACGAGCCCAGGCGCUACGCUCCUUCUUCCGUAUCGGCCGAAUCCUCUCCUCUGGGCCCCGCCUUGGCGCUGGCAGAAAAGCUGCCCCUGAUUCCGCGCACUCCGGUGCCUUUGCCGGUGCCGCUCCCCUUGCCGGCUGCCUCGCUUUGCCCGGCUAUCCCGCUCAAGCGCCCCUCCCGAGCGAAGGCGCCGCCCGCUAAGAAGCCCAAGGCCGUGCGCAAGCUGAGCUUUGCCGACGAGGUGACCACAUCGCCUGUGUUGGGGUUGCGGAUCAAAACGGCUUCCGAGGCGGGCAGCGAAGGGAUCCGCGUGGCUCGUCCGACGCUGCUCGGUGAAUUUGUCUGCCAGCUGUGCAAGGAGCCCUAUGCCGAUCCCUUGGCUCUGGCUCAGCAUCGUUGUUCCCGAAUUGUGCGCGUCGAAUACCGCUGCCCGGAGUGUCACAAAAUCUUCAGUUGCCCGGCCAACCUGGCUUCUCACCGCCGGUGGCACAAGCCGCGCCCGACCACCUCCGCCGGUCCCACCCAGGACAAAGAAAACAGUCGCGGGGAGCCCGGCCGCGAUCAGCACCACGGCUCUGCGGACAGCUCCUGCUGCCGGGACCAGCCGCCUCCUCGUGCCUCCCAGAUAGGUCCGGGCAGCGAAGCUACCGCCGCAGCCACCUCAACUCCUGGCUCCAGUUUGGUAGCUCCUCCUGGCGAGGUCUACUUUUGCCCUUAUUGCCACAAGUCUUUCCGGCGCCAGGCAUACCUGCGCAAACACCUGGGAACCCACCAGGCUGGCAUUGCCAGCUUUACCAACAACUCACCAUCUCACCCACUCCCGCAACAGAUCGCUUUUUCCUGUCAUUUGUGUGGUGCGCAUUUCCCGUCGGCGGACAUCCGAGACAAGCAUCGGGUAUGGCACACAGUGCAUGAGGAAUUGCUUCUGCCACUGGGGCAGCCUGAGGGCAGCGUUAACCAUGGUGAGCAGCAGAUCUUUUCUUGCAAACACUGUCCCUCGACUUUCUUCAGCUCGCCUGGUCUUACCCGACACAUCAACAAGUGCCACCCUUCGGAGAACAGGCAGGUUCUUCUAUUGCAGAUGUCCGUCAGGCCGGGCUGCUAGGCUCGUCCGGCAACGAGUUGAUUCUUCUCUCCAGACAGAACUGUAAAAUUGCACACAUUAGGGCUAAACAUUUGCCUGACUGUACAGAGCAGGUGCUCGGACUACUCUCCCAUUAUCUGAUACUGCAUUAUCCCUUUUGUCUCUAAGCCUUGUUUUUUUUUUCCUUUGGUGACCCAAAUAAUCCUCUCUAAAGUAUAAUUCCAAUGGAAAAUCAUAACCAAAAGGUAUCACCAUAUUUUGUGUCCAAUAUUUUUAGUACAAAAAGCCCGUUAUUCUUGACAAAUUUUCCCUUGCUGCCUUAUAGUGGGAUAAGAGUGCACUGUAGAUUCUGUGAAAUACUGAACUCUCUUAACUGUUUUCAUACUGAACUCUUACCAUUUAGAAGCUCACCUUCUGCUUUAGAACUAAAAACAUGGCAUUAUACUGAGAGGAAACAUACUUUUCUGGCUGUGCUUAAUACUGUAGCUAAACCUAGAACCAAUUGUGUGCCUACCUGUGAGUAAGUCAUCUGGGGAAAGUGGGACUGUGAAUAUUUAAUUCUGCUUACUCUUGUCCCUAGGAUCUUAAAUACAUUCCAACACUGUUUAAUUAAAGCUUAAUUGGGAAGAAGAAGUAGUCAGAUUUAUAUAUUCAAUUAGGGGAAUUUGCCUCCCCAGUUUUCAAGUUUAAAAAAAUAGUUUUUGUAAUUGUUUUGUUCAUUGUGUUCUGUAAUAUAACAAUAUAUUGUCAGUUAUUCAUAGCAGGUCAAUGUCUGUUACAAAAUGCUCCUUCUGUCUGCUGUUGCUCAUUACUGGUAAUUAAA
Messenger RNA from Crotalus tigris (Tiger rattlesnake), 2142 nucleotides. It is a transcript of the gene INSM2, whose product is annotated as INSM transcriptional repressor 2. Gene Ontology annotation, molecular function: RNA polymerase II cis-regulatory region sequence-specific DNA binding; DNA-binding transcription repressor activity, RNA polymerase II-specific. Gene Ontology annotation, biological process: regulation of cell cycle process; negative regulation of transcription by RNA polymerase II; neuron differentiation. The coding region runs from base 18 to 1340 and encodes 440 amino acids. Lineage: Eukaryota; Metazoa; Chordata; Lepidosauria; Squamata; Viperidae. Gene Ontology annotation, cellular component: transcription repressor complex; nucleus. The record is from RefSeq and is a predicted model, not a curated record. The transcript has a single exon.